AUGUCGCCGUAUCGGCUCGUUUAUGGAAAGCCUUGCCAUCUUCCGGUGGAAUUGGAGCACAAAGCUUAUUGGGCGAUCAAGAAAAUGAAUGCCUCCAUGCCGCUUGCCGGUGCUAAGCGGAAGCUUCAACUCAAUGAACUCGAGGAAAUAAGGUCCGAUGCUUAUGAUCGCUCUAGUUCUUAUAAAACCAAAGUCAAAGCUAUGCAUGAUAAAACAAUUCUUAGAAAGGACUUUGAAAUAGGCCAAAAAGUGCUUUUGUACAAUUCUAAAUUGCAUCUGUUUCCGGGCAAGUUAAGGUCCCGUUGGGCUGGUCCUUAUGUUGUUAAAUCUGUCGCCCCUCACGGGGCCAUAGAGAUUGAGAAUGAAUCCAGUGGGAAUGUUUUCAAGGUUAACGGCCAACGGCUUAAGCCGUUUCUUGGUCAUUUUGACGUUGGCGAGCCUGAUGAGGAAUUGGGCGAUCCCAUUUAUUCUGAUGCUCUUGUUUCUUAG
This is a messenger RNA of Rhododendron vialii, 489 nucleotides long. RefSeq lists its product as uncharacterized. NCBI's taxonomy places the organism in Eukaryota, Viridiplantae, Streptophyta, Magnoliopsida, Ericales, Ericaceae. The transcript has a single exon. The coding region runs from base 1 to 489 and encodes 162 amino acids. The record is from RefSeq and is a predicted model, not a curated record.